Messenger RNA from Durusdinium trenchii, 4432 nucleotides. Lineage: Eukaryota; Dinophyceae; Suessiales; Symbiodiniaceae. The record is from the annotation of a GenBank genome assembly.
UCGGAUUCCCUGGUCCAAGAACCUUAUGAUGAACGCCAGCUGCAUGCUCCUGCCAGAUGGAGGCUUCCCGUCCUGCGUUCGGACCGAAGAAAAGAACCUUUCUGGAUCUGUUUUGGCCCAACUGGGGCAUCGGUGCUGCGACCGCGUGGCGCAGGUGGAGCCGAUUCCCUUUCCUUGUGAAGUGGGAGCUUUCGAUUCCCCGAACUGCUCCGAAGCCUUCGGUUGCGACUUUGGCGCAACGGUGCAAGGCGGCUCCACCAACAACAUUUUCGAUGCGUGGCAGAUCUAUGACACCUGGGAGGAAUGCCAGCAGAGAUGCUGCCAUGACCAGGACUGCUUUGCCGUAUCCUAUGACACAAUCAACAAGUAUUGCAAGAAGCAUUCCGAGCGGCAAGACCACCAACUCACGACUUCGGACACGGAUCUCUAUGCACCCGUGGUGAGCCGCGAGCCCUCCACGGAUGGCUUCAAGCCCUUUCGCGGGCGCGUGGAAUUCCAAGGAAUUCAAGUGGGUGCCUACCCUGGACAUCGCUCAGUCACCUUCUGCAAGGAACGCUGCGCAGCGGAACCGAUGUGCAACCAUAUCAUUUGGCAUGAGACUCGAGGAUGCUUCUUGAGGAGCCAAUGCAUUGAUGACAACAGCAUUCGCGGAGAUGUUUGGAAUGCUGAUGACCAGCACUGGACCUUCUACAAGAUUCAAGGAAGGUGUGCGGACGUGUGGGACUGGUCCGACGCCGACCGGAGCCGUGUUCUUUUCCCCAGCGACCCCUACGGAAGCACGGUCAGCACCAUCACCAACGGCUAUCCUCACCGGCGUCGCCAACGGUAUUCACGGUACAGCAUCGGCAAGCUGACGCGAACUGCAUUUUCUGCCGUCACGGUCCAGGCCCGACUCCUGGAGGAGCUUCCAAGAUUCCGGCGCCUGUCAAGCAACGACCCCUGCGUGGACAAUUGCACCAGCUUUUGCUCCCAGGACACCUCGGACGAGAUCGUUGAGGACUGCCAGUCCGAUUGCUUGUGGACCAACUGUGGCCUGGUUGGCAAUUUCACCAGCACCGUCACACAGACGUCCACCACCACCACGACCUUGCCACCUCCACCGGUGCGCUUGGUGCAACUUUCAGGCGAUCUGUUCAAUGUGGGAGAUUCGCUGCCAUCGGAAGGCCAUGUCGCGGGCCGAGUGGAGGUCUUCUACAAUGGGGAGUGGGGUACUGCUCCUUGGAGAUCGAACAGACAUCGCGAGGCUGCAGCGCAUGCAGGGGUUUGCUCCGAUGGCUUCGACGACGUGGAAGCCACCGUGGUGUGCAACGAGCUGGGUCUAACCAGCGCGGGCCCUGGAGCGAUUUGGAUCGAUGACAUUGACUGCGUAGGCGACGAGUCGCACCUCAGCUUGUGCGCAAAAGCAGACUGGGGCGUGAGCAAUUGCUUCCACUCCGAAGAUGCCAAGGCCACCCUGGCCAAACCGAGGGUUUGGUGUGAAAGCACCUCGACCACGGUGACCACAAGGAGUAGCGGAGUCUUUGAGCGGACGCAGACAACCACCUUGGCGACCACCUCCACCACCACGGCCUUUCCCACGGUCAUGGUCACUCCAAGGAGCGGCUUCCUUCGGCAAGAUCUCACCGGGCGCUGCUUGAGCCCCGCCAGCUGCACUGAAGCAGCAGCCUUGACCGUGCAGGAGGGCGGUCGCCCGUGGGUCGGCGACCCUUGGGUGACGGAAGAAGACGACGUACGGAACCAUGGAAAGCGUGGGCUGCCCGGGCAUGUGGCGGGCCUCAGGAAGGGGGUGGGAGUGGUGGCCACCAAGGUCCUGCGAGAACGUCCCGACCUCGUGUCUGGGCUGCGCUGUGAAGAGCUGCGAAGAGUUCGCUGGAUUUGGCUUCGUCCAGAACCAGUGGAGCGCCAAGUGCUUGGCCCCUUGGUCGGGACCAAGCUGUUUCGGGUUGACAUGGAACGGCACGAGGACUCCAACAGCGACGGCGUGGUGGGAUGGACCGAGUGCGAAUUGGAGGUGAGCUGCAACAAGAAGGGGAUGAAGUUUGAUCCCUUGAACAUGGAUGGCGCAGGCGCCAACGCGGAGCUUCGAAUAGAGAAGACCGAGCAACCCAAAGGUUCUGCGAUCAUGCUCUUCGACAACAACGCCUGGUCUGGACCACCGACCUGUGCAGAGGCGAUCAGCAUGCAGAAGUGGUCCUUCGUGGAGCUUGAUGUGACACAAGCAUCGACCAAGGGCUUGCUGCGCAAUGCGGGCACGAUGAAAUGCAUGGACCCAACAGAUUUGGAUCCGACGAUCUUGGAGCUGCAAUCCUGUAUCACCCAGAUGCCGACCACGGAUCAGCUCUUUCAGCUCUCGGGUGGAGAGCUACGAAACCUCCAAAAUGGGCUUUGUGUGAAUGUGACCGAUGCAGAGGAGGGAUCUGAUCUCUUGCCUGAUCCUACACUAUACAUGACGACCUGCGAUGGAGUGUCUACCUCGAACCUCUUCGCGUUGGACAGCCAAUCACGACUCGUUGUUGCCGGCGACCGGUGUGUGAACUCCACGAGCGGCGACAAUGGGGCGGGCCUGGUGAGCGUGGUGUGCAGCAGCGCGAACGAGACCACGAACAUGACACUUUCCUGGGAGUUUGUGGACACGGCCAUUGUGGCGGAACGCUGUUCACAGAUUUGCCAGCUUCCCACCGAUAUUUGGGACAUUUGGAUGCUUUACAACAACGAUUUGGAUUGCGAGUGCGGGCAUUUGUUCCGCCAAGACUUCCGAUGGAACUACGUCCAAGAAGGCAUCCUGGGAAGUACCGAGCUUUCGGGAUCCUCCCGCUUUGGCCUGCUGUCUCCUCCCGACAUCUCCCUCUUCCGGCUGGAGCAUCCUGUUUCGGUCUUGUCCUCCUUGACACCGGCGUUUCAACCGGGCUUUGUGGAAGUCAACAGCAACAUGAGCUUAGGAAUCUUCUCACCGACUUUGAGUAUUCCGAAAGAGAUUCCAGAGUCAGGAGACGAACCCACGACACCCUUCGGCUUCUCCUACCUCAGUGAGGCACAGCAGCCAUACAUCGACGUCAUCAGCGUGAACGGGAACUCCGAUUGGGUGAACUACACCGUGAACAUGGUGGAAGGCGACAGCGUGGUGAUCCAGAUCCGCAACUUUGAUGGCCUGAUGGAUGCGGACGUGAAGGUGUAUUUGGGUUUGGUCGUUGUACCUACUGUGACCCUCACCGAAACCACAGUGUCUUUCACAGCUCCGCUGACCACGCAUGGAGAGACUGAAAUGAAGAUCAUGGCCGGCUGGAAAGGUUGGGCCGAUUAUGCUCCUUUCCUGGGCACUGGCAUGCAGCAGGAUACACUCAUGAUCCAGUUCGAUAAUCUCAACGAGGUCACGGCAAUCACUCCUGAUGCCGGAUCCAUGCAAGGUGGUGCCCAGGUGACGAUCACUGGACGUGGCUUCAAACUCCCAGGCUUGAGCAAUUCCGUGGUUCUUUACCAUCAUGGUGGAAGCCUCAUCGGCCAGAUGGCAGGCGCGGCGCGGCGCGGGCGUGUGCAACGUGAGCAGCGGCUCUCUGACCAGUACCUCAAGCUGCAAGAAAGGGUGGAUGCCAGGGUGGAUGCCAGGGGGGUGAACGGCCAGACGCUGGACUCGUCGGGGAACGAUUUGCUCUUCACCUACUCCAGGCCGUUGACACCCAUCGUGCUGGAGGUCCUUCCAGAAGUGCCUUGGAUCAGCCAAGAGGUGACCAGCCGCGGCUACGCGGUGGCUCGCAACAGCUCCUACCUUGAUACGCGCUUCGAGAUCCACAGCGUGGAUCCGCCCGUGGGCAGCGAGGAGGGUGGCUCCCGGGUGACGGUGCGGGGCGUGGGCUUUGGCAACAAGCAGCUGACGCCACAGUUGACGAUCGCCGCCCUGGGCACUCUGGGCGACGUGGAGAGCUGGAGCGACACCGAGGCCACGGAGCUGGGGGAGGGAAACCGGACAAGGGGGGACCUGACGGAAGGUGACGGAAAGGUGGUCUUCGUGACGCGGAAACUGACCCUGAACGUGGAGAAAGUGGGAACCACUACGACCACCACCAUGGGGCAAAACUUCACGAUCCGGCGUUUGAAUGUCUUGCCCUCGGAGGACUGCAACCACAAAGCCUUCAGGGCAUACGCCACGCCCAACAUUACGGCGAUCUCAUCCAUCUCCGGCAAUGAGGGAGACAUGAUCACCUUCACUGUGAGCAUGCCCAGUGGCUACAUCGAUGCAGUGAGCAACGCGGUGGUGAGUGUGCACUUCGGCACACACGUUUGCCCCCACAACGUCACGGCCAAGACGGGUGAUGACUUGACGGCGCGCCGGGUGAUGACGGUCGUUGCCGGUCGCAGUGCUGGGUCGUUGCCGGUCGCAGUGGUAAGGGGGCGGAAGAAGGCUGAAAGGCCUCUGGGUCGAAGGGGGUGGGGUUAG